Molecule: messenger RNA, 2515 nt
Organism: Cucumis melo (muskmelon)
Lineage: Eukaryota; Viridiplantae; Streptophyta; Magnoliopsida; Cucurbitales; Cucurbitaceae
Product: wall-associated receptor kinase 2-like
Exons: 3
Coding region: 38-2332 (764 amino acids)
Biological process (GO): cell surface receptor signaling pathway; protein phosphorylation
Cellular component (GO): plasma membrane
Molecular function (GO): calcium ion binding; ATP binding; protein serine/threonine kinase activity
Source: RefSeq, a predicted model, not a curated record
ACUUUCACACCCUUCCAUUCCAUCACUUAUCAGAGACAUGGGACGUCCAACCGAGACGCUCAUUCGACUCACAGCGGUGAAAAUAAUAGUCAUCUUAUCAGCGGCUUUUGUAGUCGCAUCGGCCACAACGAACGCAACCGUGACCGUAGCUUCCCAAGCCUUACCCGGGUGCGACGAAUGGUGCGGCGACGUGCGGAUUCCUUAUCCGUUCGGGAUGAGGGAAGGGUGUUAUCUAAAUAAUGAAACAUUCUUACUUCAAUGUCUUAGCCCAGCUGGUAGCCCAAAUUCUCUAAUGCCAGUUCUAGGCCCCAAUAUCAUUACAAAUAUAUCCAUUAUCACGGGGGAGAUUAAACUGUUGAACAGGGUGGCGCAAGCUUGCCACCCUCCAGAUACUGCUACCGAUGUUUUUCCCGAUAUGGUUGUUGGUAUACCUAACUACACUAUUUCCCAUACCAAAAACAAGUUCGUCGUGAUAGGCUGCGAUACAUUCGCUAUUGUUUCAGGGAAUGUCGUAGAUGGGCAAUCCUUUCAAUCUGGAUGUUUGGCAUUGUGUGAUAACAUUGGCACGGUAAAAGAUGGGGCUUGCUCUGGUAGUGGGUGUUGUCAGCUGGAUCUUCCUAGUGGGCUUGAUUCUAUGGUGUUCGAGGUCGCCAGUUUAACGAAUCACACUAAUGUGUCGAGUUUCAAUCCUUGUGGGUAUGCGUUUGUAACAGAACGAGAUAGCUUCAACUUCUCUUCAAAGUAUAUUCGAAAUUUUCCUGAAAAAAUAGUUCCGGUAGUGCUUGAUUGGGCCAUUAGUAAUGAUACUUGUGUGACGGCUAAGAACAAAACUAAUUGUGUUUGUGGCAAAAAUAGCACCAAGGUUGACUUACUUGAUGAUCCAUCUAGAUAUCGUUGCCAGUGCCUGGAUGGCUUUGAGGGGAAUCCAUAUCUCCCCGAUGGUUGUCAAGAUAUAGAUGAGUGCAAGGACGACAAUCUUAAUGACUGCAGGUUUGAGUGUGUUAAUACAAUAGGAAGCUAUACUUGCAAUUGCCCAGAAGACUUUAAAGGAGAUGGAAAACGUCAAGGAGAUGGUUGCACUCGAAACUCCAAGUCUUUCGUUCAAAUCAUCGUUGGAGUUACUGUGGGCUUCACAGUUUUAGUAAUUGGGAGUGCAUGGUUAUACUUGGGUUACAAAAAGUGGAAGUUCCUUAAACUGAAGGAGAAGUUUUUUGAGAAAAAUGGUGGUUUGAUGCUUCAACAACAUCUUUCUCAAUGGCAAGCAUCCACUGAUCAUAUGGUUAGAAUUUUCACUAAAGAGGAUUUGGACAAGGCUACAAACAAGUACGACGACAGUGCAGUGGUUGGAAAAGGUGGCUUUGGUACUGUUUACAAAGGAGUGUUAGACGAUGGUUCCGUAGUUGCAAUCAAGAAAUCAAAAUUAGUAGACCAAUCUCAAACUGACCAAUUCAUCAACGAAGUCAUUGUUCUGUCCCAAAUCAACCACCGUAAUGUGGUCAAGCUCUUGGGAUGCUGUCUAGAGACAGAAGUUCCAUUGUUGGUGUACGAGUUCAUCAGCAAUGGUACGCUUUAUGAAUACGUCCAUGAUAAAACAAAUGACCGCAAUUCUCUUUCGUGGGAAGCUCGUUUGAGAAUAGCUGCAGAAACUGCUGGGGUGAUUUCAUAUUUGCAUUCUUCAGCUUCCACUCCAAUUAUCCAUAGAGAUAUCAAGACAACUAACAUUCUUUUAGACCAUAAUUACACUGCAAAGGUAUCUGAUUUCGGUGCUUCCAAGUUGGUUCCGAUGGAUCAAACUCAGUUGUCAACAAUGGUGCAAGGGACUCUCGGAUAUUUAGACCCUGAAUACUUAUUAACCAGCGAGUUAACAGAGAAGAGCGAUGUGUAUAGUUUUGGAAUAGUGCUUCUAGAGCUUAUAACAGGGAAGAAGGCAGUGAGUUUCGAAGGGCCAGAAGCGGAGAGGAACCUAGCCAUGUACGUGAUGUGUGCAAUGAAGGAAAAUCGUUUGGAAGAAGUUGUGGAAAAGGGAAUGGCGACAAAAGCGAACAUUGAGCAGAUAAAAGAAGCCGCAAAGUUAGCAACAACGUGUUUAAGAAUAAAGGGGGAGGAGCGGCCUAGCAUGAAGGAGGUGGCUACGGAUUUGGAAGGGUUGAGAGGGUUGAAUGAGGCUAAUGAGAAAUUAGAGAGCAAAGGAGAGACAAUGGUAGGUAUUUGGGUGCAAUCCGAUGGAGCUUUAGAAUCCACAUCCAAGCAGUUUAGUGCGAGUGGGAGUACAAAUAUUGUGGAUGAUAGUAUGAAGGUUCACAUUUUGCCUCUGAUUCACAAUGGAAGAUGAUAAAUUGCUGGAUAAAACUACAGAUUUUUGUUAGGCAUUUGAUGUCAAUUGUAGUAUAUAUAUUGCAUAUAUUUGGAGUUCUAAUUUAUUCCAAAGUUUAAUUAUUUUCUUUAUUAUGUAUUAAAUAUUGUGGAGCUUUAUUUUAUUAAUAUUAUUUUAUUGGAUUGAUUUUGCAUUUAUGAA